Messenger RNA from Scylla paramamosain (green mud crab), 585 nucleotides. Its product is annotated as serine/threonine-protein phosphatase 6 regulatory ankyrin repeat subunit A-like. The transcript has 2 exons. Bases 1 to 585 code for a protein of 194 amino acids. The record is from RefSeq and is a predicted model, not a curated record. Gene Ontology annotation, molecular function: protein binding. NCBI's taxonomy places the organism in Eukaryota, Metazoa, Arthropoda, Malacostraca, Decapoda, Portunidae.
AUGGAAGGAGACGAGGAAGGGGUGAGGUCAGCACUUGACAGGGGUGCCCGGCCCAAGGUCACCGUCCCCACUGAUGCUGGGGUGUCAUGGAGUCUGCUGACUGUGGCUGCCAGCGAGGGCCACGAGCACCUGCUGUCUCUCUUACUGCAGGCAGGGUUAAGCAUAGAAGGUGGAGGCACCGCUGACAGGACACCGCUGAUGAUGGCUGCCCAGAAUGGCCACGCCCAUACAGUGAAGGCGCUGCUGGACCUCCGUGGUAACCCUCUGGCCAUGGAUAGUAGAGGUGAGGCUGCACACACCACGGUGCACGUCGCCAGUUAUGGUGGCCACGUGGAGGUACUGGAGCAGCUGGCAGGUGCUGGCUGGCCCCUCACCGCCAAGAACAGUGAUGGCCACACACCCAUGCACUUUGCUGCGGCCGGGGGUAGAGUGACAUGUGUGCAGUGGCUGGUGCAGCGAGGCGGUGACACAAGCAUACAAGAUAAUGCUGGACACACCCCGCUUGACCUGGUAGGCAGUGGGGAGGGGCAGGAGGGUGGACGUAUGCAAACUGUCUUACGAUCUGGUUCAAAGUUUAACAGAUAG